Molecule: messenger RNA, 8856 nt
Organism: Stylophora pistillata
Lineage: Eukaryota; Metazoa; Cnidaria; Anthozoa; Scleractinia; Pocilloporidae
Product: protein bark beetle
Biological process (GO): cell-cell junction maintenance
Cellular component (GO): membrane
Source: RefSeq, a predicted model, not a curated record
CUUGAAGUUACUGACCAGACAUGGCAGUCUUUUCAACUGCUGUGAUGUGGAAAAUUGUCUUUCUGCUGCUUGUAAAGUGUAUCACACUAACUUGUGCCAGUGGUACAGAUAUCGGUGGUGACAUAGUCGUCGACACAAACCUAACACUGAAUGGAACUCCUUAUACUGUGACUCAGGACCUCAUUGUAGCCGAGAACGCUACUCUCAGCAUUCAACCAGGAGUACAGUUGCACUUUGAUGCUGCAGUUUCUUUGAAAGUGAAAGGUUCUCUGGUUGCAAAAGGUAAUCCCCUUGAACGAAUUGUUUUUACCACGAACCCGACUAAUACCUCAGUAAACAGUUCCUCAAGCAGGCCAUCAAACUUCACCUACAAUGAAGGAAUUCGCCUUCGUGACGGGAGCAAUCAUCAAGAUGGGCGCUUGGAGAUAUUUAUGAAUGGACAAUGGGGAACUGUAUGCGAUGAUGCGUGGGACAUCAGGGAUACUCAGGUCGCCUGCAGGCAAUUACGUUUUCAGGAAGCCAAAAGAUUUUACACGUUCGGCGGGGGAACUGGGCCUAUCUGGCUAGAUGAUGUCGAAUGUAAUGGUCACGAAAUGAGUUUGCUUCAUUGCCGACAUCGAGGAAUCGGGUCUCAUAAUUGCGGUCAUGGUGAGGACAUAGGAAUUGAGUGUCAAGGACUGAAAUAUCCGAUAUGGAACGGGAUCGAGUUUAUUGGUUCAAAGAAGCGCCCAGUGAUGAAGUACGUGCACAUCUCUCAUGCUCAUAAAGCAAUAAGCGGUAAUGGAUUUCUCCCACACCUGGAUCAUGUGACUAUCCAAAGGUCUGUCUUUGGAGUGAUGACCAUAAACGGGACUUAUCCGCUGACCAUAAGUAACAGCAGUGUUAAAAAUAACUCAUUUACUGCCAUCUAUAUGGAGAAUCAUUCUGGGAACGUUACCAUAGAGAACACCGUUGUGGAAAAAACAAUGGUUGGACACGGGCUUCAAUACCUUGGAAUUGCCUCUGAUUCUGUAGACUUUUGUUCAUUUGAUGAUAACAGCAGUAGCAUCGCCUCAUUUCCAAUAAAUUUCCAAGCGCUGGGCAAGGCAUAUUCCACUAUUGAUUGUGCCAAGAUGAUUCGAAUUCAGCCAGGAAAGCAAUUGGUCGUUCAAUAUGAAUCCACGAGUGGAACAAACUUCGAACUCCAAGUACAUGACGGGAACACUACAAAUGCCACAACAAUUUCGUUUGUCAACCAACUGACAGGUGUCGUCCCACCAUCUUUGAGCUCUGGUCACGAACUAUUCCUAAGAUUUCGAUACAGUGGUGGUGGUUCAGACGCAAAAGUCAGAUUUAUAAUGACCAGCAGUCAAGAUUGUUGCUCUUUGGUAAUAUUCAACUCUUCAUUCAGCGAUAACCAGGGGAGAGGUAUAUUUUUGAAAGAUUUCGUAGGAAAUUUGGACAUUUCUGAGACAAAGGUCUUUAGAAAUGGCAUGGAUGGCCUAAUGAUUGAACGGACCCAUGGUAAAAUAACAAUGCUCGGCUCUCACUUUAUUGACAACAGUGCUAAUGGUCUUGGAUUCUUGGACAGCAGCUUUCUUUCAUAUAUUCUUUGCCAGCUAUUUUUCAAAGGAAACGGAUAUAAUGGAUUGAAUGUCCAACGGGUGGCUUUCAAAGGUAAAAUUUCCGAUUCGGAGUUCACUGAAAAUGGUUACAACGGACUUGUGAUCGCUUCUGGAACUGGCGAAGUUGUAAUGCAAAACGUCCUUGCGAUUUUGAAUAAACAAAAUGGAGUAAUGGCUUACGAUGGUAAAAUCGCCACUGAAUUUAAAUUUUGCAAUUUUUCAAGAAACCAAAAAGAUGGAUGCUACAUUGCCAACCAGGCGGGAUCUCAUCAAUUGUACAACUGCUCGGCAAAUUCAAAUUCAAGAUGUGGAAUUAGUCUUUCAGAUCCAAUUUAUUACUCUUCGCCAAAUUAUCAUUUCAAGGGAUUUAUUUUAAAGGACAGCACCAUCCAAAACAAUGCACUCUUUGGAAUCAAGUUCAGCUUUGGGGAAAAAAACCCAAGGGAAUAUGGAGUCAAUCCUAGUAUUGUGAUAAAGAGAAACUCCUUUGUUGGAAACAGCAGAGGAGGUAUCGUUUUGUCGUCAAACUACCGCAGGUGGUAUUGGAACGACCCAAGAAAAAUUGAUUUUGUUGUAAAUAACAAUCUUUUUGAACAGAACAAAGCUAACUCAAUUUAUGUUAACUGUUUCAGUUUUCUUGGUUCAAAUUCUUUGAUAGAAUCAAACAAAUUCGUAAACAAUAGUGACGGAGUGGUGACGUUUUUGCACGAUAACAAUUGUAAGCCUGAUCGCAAAGGUAACCCCAUUAUCGUGACAAUCAACGGAAACACAUUCACCAAAAAUCGUGUUGAUAAUGUGAUAUAUAUUGACUACAACUUAUACCCUGAGACACGCUCAGCUUCUAUAGGAAACAACACUUUUGAAGAUAACGAGCCUCCUACGAAAGAACUUUUUCCAAACUUUUUCCUUCGGCUGACAAGUCAUGCAGUCAUUGUUCUUAAGGAAGGCAAUUUUACUGUACAUGAUAACAUCUUUGAAAACCCCAGCUACACAUUUCAGAUCUCUUCAUUGCUUCGUGAUCAUCAUCGAGUUGUUGAUGCAGAAAUGAACUGGUGGGGAACCGCUGAUGGAUGCGAAAUUAUGGACAGAGUCUUUGAUUUUCAACACAAUGCCCAUUUAUCCCAAUUUCAAUUCUUCCCAUAUUACACCUCUUUGGACAAAAGUGCCGUGAGUACUUCAAGACCAUACUGUUUCCUUAGAGGUUCCAGCAUUGGUGGAAGCCUAGACAGACUGCUGACCUUGUCAAAUGCUGACUCACCUUACGACGUCCGACAAGACGUUGUUAUCCUGACCAACGGUACUUUGGUCAUACCUAAAAAUGUCACGUUAAGGUUUCCUCCCAGAUCAGUGAUGGUGGUAAAAGGAAAGCUCAUUGUCAAUGGGACUGAUAAUGAAAAAGUUAGAUUUUCGACAAAGCCAUACCAAGAGGAAUUCCGUUUGGCUGGAGGUGCUGGUCCUUGGGAAGGAAGAGUGGAUUUUCUGGUGAACAAUACCUGGUCGCCAGUGUGCGUUUCUUACUACAGAUCAUUUACCUCAGAAUCAAAAAUUAUUUGCCAGCAAUUUAAUCUCUACUAUCAGACCUACUGGUUUCACUCUCCUACUGGACAAGGCUCUGGCUUUGUGCAUAACGUCAUCUGCGACGAGAACAUUGACAAUGAUAUCAUGAACUGCAGUGUUAACACUUGGAGUUAUAGACCCUCUUGUACAGGUUAUACUGUGCACGUGACUUGUCAACAGUACAACUGGGCUGGGCUUCACCUAGCAAUGACCAAUCAUCAAAGCUUGUUACGUUACGUGGAAAUCUUAGAUGCUGGGUUCGCCUAUCGCAGCGACAUCCAAAUCUCCGGUGCAGCUCUGACAAUCGACCUCAACCAUCAUAACAUAAGCAACAUUUUCAUUAAUAACUCUUUGGGAAUUGGUGUUAAAGUGGUAUACCAGAGCUUCAUUCAUUAUGCGUCGUUGAUACCACAAUCUACAAUAUCAUAUACAAAGUCACACGGUGUUCUUUCAUACUCUCCGUCCCUUGUUCUCACAGACAUAAACAUGACAAGAAACGAUGGGAACGGUUUCAUUUUCAAAGGUACAACAAGUUCAUGGGAUAGUACACGCACAUUUACCGCCAAAAUGGCCAGUCGAGACAUGGAUAAAUAUCUCUAUAUCUGCUCCCACAACAAAACAUUUCUAUCCGCCGAAAAGGUAUUUUAUUUCAGUCUAGAAGCACUGGAAGAUAGCCUUCGGUUCAGAUGUCAACACGUGCUGGAAACAGAGCCAGGGUAUAUAAUACUUAUUCAGGAGCUUUACACUUCAACAAAUUUGGACGAUUACCAUAUCUUCCUACACGUGUAUAACGGAGAUAAUAUGUCACUAGGGAUCCCUUUUAAGUUGGGAUCAUCAUCCUUGGAGAAUCGACCUGUUUUCAACUCGGUGAAUUCUUCUAUUUUGUUUGAUUUUUUCAAGCACUCUGGCUUUAGUGAAGAUAUGAACUUCUUGGUGUAUACAGUGAAAGGAAGUCAAAACGUUGUGUACGUCGGAGAAGAAAUCAAAAUAGCUCGAGCCAAGAUAGCCAAUAGCCUUCAAGGAGGUAUUCUCAUUGGAGGACGUGUGUUGAAGCACCUCUGCGUAAGUGAGACAGAAAUCACUCAUUCAGAAUUCGGAAUACAGUUGACCCCGAGUGGUAUCAAUGCCGUUAAAAUUGUUUCAUCAAAGCUUCACCAAAACAACCAGGGAAUUUUUAUAGAUUUGAUCUCCUCUCAAGAUGUUUUUAGCGUGCAAGACUGUGUUGUCAACGGAUCACUAUAUCAUGGCAUACAUAUCAACGUACUUUAUCAGUCAAUUCGUCAUGCACAUCACAUCCAGAUUUUAAACUCGAGUAUUACAGAAAAUCGUCAACGCGGCCUCUUUAUCUCGGAACACUCAUACGGGAUGGAUUUAAACAUAUCACUCAUUGGCAACUUUUUCUCUUCGAACGUAAAAGGAGGCGUUUUUUACCAUCAGUACUAUUAUUAUUAUUAUUACCAUCAUUACAGAAAUCCUUCCUCAGUAAUAAAAUCGAACCAUUUUUUGCGUAACGAAGGAUCCACCAUUGAAAUUCAAUGUCGCAGCUACUACAGUAAUCAAGUGUUCGCAAUUGUUAGUAAUUUAUUCCAGGAGAAUUUGGGCUUCUCUGUUAUCUCCUUGACGACCUCUUACGGGAGAAUAACUUUACUAAUUCAUCGGAAUUUGUUCUUGGCGAAUCGUAUCCAGGAUAAUGCAGCGAUUGUCAUUUAUAGGUACACAGGGCGAGGUACUUUUGACAUUAGAAGCAACAACUUCACCCUGAAUUCCGGACGUUGCCUAUUUCUUGGAAGAACAGUACCUUAUGUUCAACUUACUGUUACAAAUAACCUGUUCCGUGAGAAUUAUUGCAAAAAUAAAAGUGUUAUAGAAAUACUUCGCAUGGACGAAAACAACAUCAUUGAGAGUAAUAUCUUCAUCAACAACAGGGCAAACAGUGUAGUUCUUCUUCAAGUGAUGUAUGAUAUCCAUCUAUCACUUGAGAGGAAAAUGGUUGCCUUCAAGAACAAUACCCUAUUCGAUAACGUUCCUUAUUCUGAAACUCAGUCUCUAAACGAACGUGAUUCUUGUGCGGUUGUUCUGUCUGGUAUCCUAGGGCACAAAGAAACAGAGUUUUACUUCAACAGUUUUAAUAAUACUCGAUACUUGAUGGAACUUUGUGUUAAAGUACUGGCCACUUCCGAGUAUGACGUAGUGAAUUUGACAUACAAUUGGUGGGGAACAGCGAAUGAAAGCAAAGUGCGUGAAAGGAUAUGGGACUUUGAUGACAAUUAUGACUUUGCUGUUGCUAAUAUAUCGCCAGUUCUUUUGAUUAAUAAUGAACACGACUUAAUUUCUUUCGAACAGCACAACUUAACACAAACGCGUAGUAUUCUCUCAGGGCGACUGAUAGAGUCUCUGACACUUAAACCCUCGCAAAGCCCUUACUUCGUACCUUCAGACUUUAUUGUCACGGCAAACGUUACCCUCACCAUACAAGCUGGAGUUAUCGUGAAAGUAAGCCCUGGGAAGAGAGUACUUGUCGCUGGAACAUUACAGGCAUUGGGAACGUUUGCCAAACCAGUGAUAUUUACAGUUAAGGAGCCUACAGAAGAUAACAUCAGGUCACAGUUUCCUUUACGUCUUGUGGAUGGCGAUUUUCCUUGGAAGGGGAGAGCAGAAUUAUUUUAUAACAAAUCGUGGAAGCCGAUAACUGUUUCAAAUAUCUUAGCCAUCAGAAACAUUACAAGACUACUCUGCCAUCAGCUGGGAUAUGGUCCAGGUGAUGUUUCGAAAGGAAAGUCCCAUGGUAUUGGUCAGGAUGGGAAAGGGUCGUGGAUGGUAGAGAUCAGCUGCUUUGGACACGAAACAGGGCUUCAAGAAUGUUUAUUCAACCUGGUAAUGCCAAACGAAACCACUGCUUUACAAGUUGUAAAAUGUGAGGGCUUACCUUGGGGAAAUGUAAGAUUUGUGCCACCCAGAGAUAAGAACACCUCCAACUUGCAGUCCGUGUUAAAUCACGUUCAGUUUUCUAACUGUGGCAAUCGCCAUGGAGCUGCUGUGCCAGCCAUUGAAAUCGUGAACAGAGCGCCCAAAUUACAAUUUGUUACAGUGAAAAACUGCACAUCCGGUGGCUUAAGAAUCUUCUCUGCAAGAACUGAUAUUCACCUCAAUCACUGUACAUUUAUCAACACAGGAGGCACUGGGAUAAGCUUUGUAGAGACACAUCAAAGCAUCAUGCUUGACAGUUUAGAGUCGAGCAAGAACCUACUGGGCGCCUCGUUUGAGGAACCAAAUCGUGAAAAUAUCCCUCGCGUUUUUUAUGGCCGAGUGUUUGUAUGCGGUGCCAAACAAAUUGUACAUAUAAAGAAAUUAACUUAUCUUUACUUUGAUACUGCGAAACUGAAAGAUGCAUGGGAGUCGAUGACUUGUCUAAAAGUAUUGACUGUUUCCAAAGGUCAUGGGAUCAAAGUUACUUUAUUACAUACUACAGGAACGCAUCGAGUGAGGAUUUACGAUUCUGGGAACUUUGGCAAUUUAAUCCUGGAUAGCUCUUACGGAAGCCUGAACGCGUUUGUAGGUAAAGCUUUGUUUAUACUGCGUGAUGCAAUUUUACUACAGUGGACUGGUGACACUAACUCUGAAAUUGUCGUUGAAGUGGAAGACAUAAAUGUUGUUGAACUUCACGGAAAGUCAAAUUAUUCACCAUGCACUUACGAGAUAGGAUUUUGCGGUUGGAAGACACUCAGUAACACGACCCUUGAAGGGCUUAACAUCACCAAGACAUGGAAAAUCCGAGCUGGGGGGCCAUUCAACAUACACGACUUCUCUUAUUUGAAUUACUAUGGAAAGGUUCUGUUAGCUGGUUCGGACUAUUACUGGGAUCGAACUGGUGGCUUAGCAGCCAUGAUCAGCCCUCCAAUCACAAAGCAGUCCCAGUGGUGCACUUUAGUUUACUUCUACCGCCUGAGAGGAAACGGAGAUGCUGUUCUGUCAGUCUACGCACAAACAGGAACCUUUUCCAAGAUUGACCACAGGCUGAUAUGGAGGUCUACGGACGACUACGUAUGGGAUUGGAGAAAGGUGGUAAUUGACCUUCCUAGUGACAUUGAUGAGUACAGACUUUUGCUCGUGGCUCGGUACAACUCGUCAUCUUAUUACUACUCAAGAAACUACGUCGCUGUCGAUAAUUUACUAUUAAGUGGCUGUUUAGCUAAAGAACAUCGCAUAUCAAACAGCGUUUUCAGCGGAAACCAGCAUCAGGCCAUAAAUUACGUUUCUACCACUGGUAGCAGCGAUAACCCUCCUUAUUUAACGAUUGAAAGGUGCAAAGUCACCGACGGUUCCUUCUCAAACUUGAAUCCAAAGACCUCUAUUUUCUUGGACAUUCAUGAUACAGAAUUUGCGAUUACCAACAACUUCAUCUUUGGAAACCAUUACGGAGGUGUAACCGUGCGAGCAGGUCGAUCCGAAGGAACAAGCUCAUCAAGAAGCCUAGUGUUUGGAAAUACGUUUUCCAGUAAUGAAAAUAGAGCCACACUUGAAUUAAGAAAACAAGGGAAUACAGCCAACUACAGCUUCAUUUAUAUCAAGGACAACGCAUUUGAAAGUAAUUCGGGAUACGGUUUCAGGAUCGUACGAGUCUCUGAUGUGGCAUGCGAAAUCGUUAAUAAUUUCUUAUACAAUAAUUCUGGCUUAUACCUGAUAGAUUAUCAACUUUUUAGUCCUUGGCUGAAGGGACAAAGGUGUGAAUUAAACAGUUUUUAUCACAACCAAGGUUCCAUCACUAUCAAUUCCAACGGGCCAGUGGUAUACCGCAGAAAUGUUUUUGAGAAUCCGUCCAAUCUUUACGAGUUUAGCUCAACAAGCUCGCCAGUUACUGACCCAAUUGAUGCCGCGCAGAAUUGGUGGGGCAGUGGAAACGAGUCCUUAGUUUCUCUGCGUAUCUACGACAAAAAUGAUUAUCCAAGACUGGCAACUGUGUAAUAUAAACCUGUUCAAAAAUCAUCACCUUUCAACCUCUUAACAGAUGACUGUCCCCUUGGGUGGAUUAAUAAAGGUCGGACGUGCUACAUUUACAGGGGUGAAAGUAGGACGCUAAAGGAAGCCAAGGAUUAUUGUAAGCUCUAUGGAGGGCAUGUGACUUCCACCCAUUUAUUAGAGGAUAUGGAACUGAUCAACUUGGUGAUGAAAAAAAUUAGACCAGAUGGAAAACCAAAUGCUCCCGUAUGGAUUGCAAAAGAAGGAAACGAAGAUUUAGAUGAUCAACUCUGCACCGUGAUAACACCCGAUAAACUUCAAAAAGAGGUUUCCUGUGACAGUCUUUAUCCCUUUGUCUGUACAACGGCUGUUUUGAAGUGCUUCAGCUGUACCCCAAAUAUAACAAUGGUGCCACCAUUUCUUUGCGAUAAUCUCAGAAACUAUGCUGUGGUAGAUUGUGCGAAGAGUACAUCGUGUUUGACCACUACUUUAACGACGUCUACAAGCCAACCGAUAUAUAUGAUGGCUUGUGGUGAGGCAAUCGCUCCUAACUCCAAGGUUUUGAAUUGUUCGGUUAUGGCGAAGUACGCGUGUGAAAGCGUGAUAUCAUCAAUGGUAAACAGCUCAGAAGUAAACGUAGCUUCGUGUCGAUCAGUCUGCUGUGGGAAAGAUAAGUGUAAUGUUAAGGACCUUGGUGCUACAGACCCACCAGUGACCACUUUUCCGCCUACCACCGAAG